AUGGAGAACCCUAGCACACCUGACAAUCUUCAAGAUGGGUAUGUUCGUGUUACUGGAAGCGAUGCAAAUAGUUCUCCUGAUGGCGAGGCUUUCUGGGACUUACUUAUCAACCAGCGUGAAGGAAUGAUCGAUAUUCCGUCAAGUCGAUGGAACAGCGAAGGCUUCUGCGAUCCACACGGGCGGCCUGGCACCACAAAGGCCAAUAAGGGGAACUUUCUGGGAAGCAUUGAUCCAGCAGACUUCGAUGGAAGCUUUUUUUCAAUGUCAGCGGCACAGAUUGCCAAGGUCGACCCACAACAUAGGAUCCUGUUGGAGACUACAUACGAGGCACUUGAGAAUGCUGGAGAGAGUAACUUUAGAGGCAAGAAGGUAGGUGUUUACGUGGGCAUGUUUGCCGACGAUUAUGUCGAAAUGCAAUCGAAGGAUUCAGAACCUCAUGAAUUCCUAUCUCUCACAGGCCACUUGGAUCUCUUUGGAAGUAACCGUGUUUCGCAUGAAUUCGAUUGGACUGGGCCUAGUAUGACAAUUAAGACAGGAUGCUCUGCAUCAUUGGUAUGUCUUGAUCAGGCAGUCAAGGCACUGAAUGCUGGAGAUUGUGAGGCUGCAAUCGUUGGAGGUGCCAACCUCAUCAUGAGCCCUGCUCUAUCCUGCGCGCUGGCCGCGCAGGGAGUUAAUUCUGCGGACGGACGGUGCCGCUCAUUUGAUGCAAAGGCAACCGGCUAUGGAAGAGGAGAGGCUGUAUCUUCCCUCCUUGUGAAGCGUUUGGACGACGCUCUGAGGGACGGGAAUCCCAUCCGCGCGAUCAUCCGGUCAACUGUUUGCAACGACGACGGCAAAACACCGGGAAUCACCCAACCCAAUACGGUCGCUCACGAGGCUCUGAUUAGGCACGCAUACCGUGCUGCAGGAAUUCCAGAGGAAGAUUUCAACAAAACCGGAUUUUUUGAGUGCCACGGAACGGGCACUGCCGUCGGUGACCCAAUUGAGGUCGGCGCUGUGGCUCGAGUUUUCGGCAAGGAUGGCAUGAUAAUUGGAUCAGUCAAAUCCAACAUUGGGCACUCGGAAGGCGCGAGUGGAAACACGUCAGUCAUCAAGGCCAUCUUAUCAAUGGAGCACCAGAUCAUCCCACCAAACGUAAACUUUGAAACACCUAAUCCGAAGAUUCCUUGGAAAGAAGCAAACCUCAAGGUCCCUACUGAAUGCAUGAAGUGGCCAUCGGAUCGUCUAGAGAGAGCAUCAGUAAACUCUUUCGGUAUUGGCGGGAUGAAUGCACACGUUAUCUUGGAAUCAGCAGCUGCUCAUGGAGUGAAUAGACCGAAGUUGCUAUCCGCCGAGCAAAAGCCGAGGCUUUCCCUGCUUCUGUUCACUGCGAAGAGUGACCUCUCUCUUCAAAAAUCAAUUGAUAAGCACGCAGAAUAUAUUCAGAAACACGGCUCAUCGCGACUGGGCGAUAUUGCGUAUACACUCGGUACGCGGAGGGAGCACCAUGAGCACCGCACCUUCUGCGUUUCCGACGGCGAAGAGCCCCUUGUGGCUCUACCAUCCUUGAGAACCAAAAUGACUAAUCGAUCCACUGUUUUUGUAUUCACUGGUCAGGGCGCUCAGUGGGCGGAGAUGGGAAAGGACUUGAUAGAAGACUUUCCUUCCGUCAAAGAAAAUAUACAGGAGAUGAACAAAAUCUUGCAAGAAUGCCACACCCCGCCAUCGUGGAACAUACUCGAGGAACUGAGCAAGUCAAAAAUGCGAAGCCAGAUCUCAAAAGCGGAAUUUUCUCAGCCAUUGUGCACUGUCAUCCAAAUCGCUCUGGUCGACCUCUUCCGUACGUGGAACGUCAAGCCCGAUGCUGUCGUCGGCCAUUCAAGCGGAGAGAUCGCCGCAGCAUAUGCGACGAAUGGACUUACAAAGAAGGAAGCAGUCCUCGCAGCUUACUUCAGAGGCCUGAUCACUAGCAAAAAGCUGGCUGAGGGAGCAAUGGCCGCUGUAGGACUUGGUCCGGAUCAGGUCCGAAAGCUUUUAAAGCCAGGAGUAGUGGUUGCGUGUGAGAACAGUCCAAGUUCAACUACAAUUUCUGGCGACCGCAAUGCAGUUGAGGAAUUCAUCGCCAACCUUCGCGAGGAAUCACCUGAUGUCUUUGUGCGCCCUCUGCAAGUCGACAAUGCCUAUCAUUCUCAUCACAUGCAAGUCUUUGGCGAUGAAUAUGAAAAGGCCCUUUCAGAUGUUUCGGCAACCAAUCAACCCGACAUUCCCUUCUUCUCAUCAGUUACUGGUGAGGUCAUCAAUUCGGCAAACACAUUCACCCCGUCAUACUGGCGAAGCAACCUUGAGAACCCAGUGUUGUUCAGCACAGCAGUCCGCAACAUCAUUAAGUCUGACCUGGAAAACCCAGUUUUCCUCGAGAUUGGGCCCCAUUCAGCCCUUGCUGGGCCUCUUCGUCAAAUCUUCGCCGCCGACAAUGCGAACUUGUCCUACGUCUCUAGUUUGGCGCGCGGUCAGGAUGAUACCGAGUCCGUGUAUAAUGCUGUCGGAAAUCUUUGGAGAAACAACAUCAAUGUCGAUCUGAACGCCCUAUACCCUACCGGCUCAGUGUUGACUGAUCUUCCGACCUACUCCUGGGACCAUUCGGUCAAGUUCUGGGCUGAAAGCCGCAUGUGCAGUGAGUGGAAGAGCCGGAGCUUCCUUCCACAUGAAACACUCGGUGUACGGUUGCCCGGAAGUAGUCACCUUAUGCCUACCUGGAGAAAAGUCUUGCGUCUUGGCGACGUGCCUUGGAUACGCGACCAUGUCAUUGGCUCUGAUACCGUAUUUCCUGCUGUUGGAUACGUUUCCAUGGCAGGUGAAGCUAUCAGACAGCUUUCAGGACGCUCUGAUUACUCUCUUCGUGAAUUUUCGAUUCGUAGUGCUAUGAUCGUCAAUGACACCCGGCCCGUCGAUGUCGUCACCACUUUCAAGCGCUCAAAAAUCACCACGACCAUCGAUACGGACUGGUGGGACUUCCGUAUCACUUCAUUCAACGGCUCCACCUGGAGUGAGCACUGCUCAGGGCAGGCAAAAGCAGGCCCAGGUCGUCCGAAUAUGCGGCCGGAACCUCAGCCUGACUAUCUGAGAAAGGUCUCAGCCGAUGGUUGGUACCGGAUUAUGGAAAGAAUUGGAUUCACGUACGGUCCUGCCUUCAGAAACAUGCGAGACAUCUCAGCGAAUCCGAUCGCACACGAAGCAGUGUGCACUGUUGACAACUUUUCGGAUGAAACCGGGUCCUUCUACGAAGUGCAUCCACGCAUAUUGGACAAUCUGCUCCAGCCAAUGACUGUCUCCAUGUACCAAGGCAACCCGUCACUGUUCAACCAACUUAGUAUGCCUACAUAUAUUGGGGAACUCUAUAUCUCCGGAGGUAUGAAGGAGAUCAGAGUGACGACUAAGGCUUGGCAAGACUUGAUGGGAUCCUGGUGUGGUAGUUCACUAGGCACAGCUGACGGCAAGCUUGUUUGCGAGAUGAAGGGCCUCAAAUUUUCGCCUCUAGGCGAAAGUGAAGAGCAAAAAGAGGAGCUAAAGAACACUGUUCAGGUCGUUUGGAAGCCUGAUGUUGAUUUCUUGGAUCUUGAGGAUCUCGUUCGCGCGCCAGUCAACAUAACACAGCCUACUGCCCAGCUCGAGAAGUAUUUCUUCCUCCGUGCGAUUGAUACUGUCAAGAUUAUGGACAGCGUUGAGGAAGUCAAACUACCUCAUGGAAAGAAGUUCCGAACAUGGCUCAAAUCGUAUGUUGACAAGGUAUCUCGAGGUGAUCACGUUAUCCUCCCCGAGGGCCCUCAACUAGCUUCUCUUUCUGAAGACAAGCGCAAUGCCUUGGUUCGUGAGCUGCAACAGGAGCUUGCAGCAUCUAAGUUGACGCCCGCUAUGGAAACGGCAAUUCGACGAGUCCAUGAGAAUGCAAAGGCCCUUCUUGAAGGCACUGCAGAGAACAUUGUCUACCUCAUGGAGGAUAACAUCUUGAUGCAGAUCUAUGCCUUUUUCAACUUGUGCUGGGACUAUGCUCCUCUUUUAGAGGUCCUUGGUCAUUGUAAACCAACGAUGAAGAUUCUUGAGAUCGGAGCUGGUACUGGAGGUACCACCACGAACUUGCUUCAAGGACUCAUUUCCGAAUUUGGAGAGCGUUUGUAUUCCAGAUACGACUAUACAGAUAUCUCAGCUGGGUUCUUUGUCGCCGCGAAAGAGCAUUUCAAGGAAUACCAGGGCAUUGAGUAUUCAGUCCUUGACAUCAGUAAGGACCCGCUGACACAAGGGUUUGAAGAAGGCUCGUACGACCUCAUCAUCGCAGCAAAUGUUCUUCAUGCGACGCCUUCGAUUCAAGAAACUCUGGCGCGGGUGAAGAAGCUGCUACACCCUGGCGGCCGACUGAUGCUCCAGGAGAUGGAUAUGCCCGCCAAGUGGGUCAACUUCAUCAUGGCUGGUUUCUCUGGUUGGUGGCUUGGUGAGGAAGAUGGUCGCGUGGAUGAGCCAUACAUGACUCCAGACAGAUGGAAUCUUGAGCUCAAGGCCGCUGGCUUCACUGGUGUGGACGCGAAAUGGUACGAUACCACGCCGCCAUUCCAAAUAUCCGCCACCAUGAUCUCUUCACUUGUCCAACCGACGCCCGCCAGGAAAAGUGUUUCCUUUUUGUAUCGUGGAGAUUUCGAUGCACGGUUAGAGUCGUACCGGGCCACUUUCGAGGCCAAUGGUCACUCGGUUCAGCCAGUACCCUUUGGAAGCCCUCUCCCCGUCAAUCAGGAUGUCGUUUCCUUUUUAGAGCUUGAUUCACCUUUCUUCCACGACAUAAAACAGUCCGAUUUCGAGUACUGGAUUGAGAUGGUCGGCAGAAUGGGCGCUGAAAAUUGGCUCUGGAUUACGCAAACAGCAUCCAUGGGCGCAACGGAGCCUGGUUUUGCCAUGUCUCUUGGCUUCGUGCGUACUCUCCGCUCAGAGAAGAAGAUCAGCAUUACAACCCUUGAGAUCGAUGAAGUAAACGCCCCUAGCAGCUCACAGAGGGUCGUUCAGGUCUAUGAAAAGAUUAACAGCCCACCGCCUGACGAUGAUAUGGAGCCUGACUUUGAAUUUGCUAUCAAAAACGGAGUUAUUCAUCUGCCGAGGUAUCAUUGGAUCUCCGUUAAGGAUGAACUUGAGAAAGCUGCCGAAGAGAUCGAGAACAAGCAUCUCUGUAUCGGCCAGAAGGGCUCCAUCAAUGGCUUGCGCUGGGAGGACAAUGUAGCUGUCAGUCGACCAUGUGGGCCCGACGAAAUCGCUGUUCGUCCGCAUACCGUGGGCGUGAACUUUAGGGAUAUCGUCCAAACGCAAGGCCUCAUUGAUAGUAGCGAUCUUGGAGGAGAAUGUUCUGCCAUCGUGACUGAAGUUGGUUCAGAAGUUACAGAAUUCAAAGUUGGCGAUCGCGUCUUUGGCAUGGUUCCUCAAAGCUACUCGAACCGCGUACUCAACAAAGCCGUGCUCUUCGCUAAAGUCCCAGAUAAUUUGACCAUGGUUGAGGCGGCUACGAUGCCUACUACCUAUCUGACGGUGAUAUUUGCUUUGCGACAUGCUCGCCGAUUAAAUAAGGGUGACACGAUCCUGAUUCACUCUGCUGCUGGAGGUGUAGGUAUCUCAGCCAUCAACAUCGCCAAGAUGAUUGGUGCCAAGAUCUUCGCAACAGUUGGCACUGAGGAAAAGGUCGAGUUCCUUGUCAACAACUUUGGGAUUCCACGUGAGCAAAUCUUCGACUCUCACAGCAACGCCUUCCGCACAGAAAUCCUUGCAGCUACCAACGGACGUGGUGUCGACAUUGCUCUCAAUUCUCUCGCUGGUGAAAUUUUACACGAAACCUGGCAGUGCAUUGGCGGCUUUGGUGCGAUGAUUGAAAUCGGAAAGCGCGACUUCUACGGGCACGGGAAAAUAGACCUCAUCGGCUUCACAGACAACCGCAGCUUCAUCGGCUUGGAUGCUCACCAUAUCCAGGAUUCGCGGCCAGAUUUGUGUGGAAGACUCCUUCGCGAGAUAGCUGAGUUGAGGUCCGCAGGACAUAUUCAACCGAUCCAGCCAAUCAAGAACUUUGGCGUAACAGAGAUUGCAGAGGCAUUCCGUUACAUGCAAAAGGGCACACACAUAGGCAAGAUCACGGUUACUAUGCCUGAAGAUCCCAAAGUGUUCAAGGACAUCACCUGCAAGAAACAACAUCCCAAACUCGACGUCCAUCCAGAUUACUCAUAUCUGCUGGUUGGUGGUCUGGGAGGUAUUGGUCGCUCCAUCGCUCUGUCGCUCGUUCUCAAUGGAGCCAAACACCUCAUAUUCAUCUCGCGUUCCGGGAGGUCAUCAAAGAAUGAGCACUUCCUCCAAGAGCUUGAGGUUCUCGGAUGCUCUGUGCAGGUAUUGGCAGGAUCGGCUGCGGAUCUCGACUUGGUCAAGCAUGCGGCUAAGACAGCUACAAAGCCUAUCCGUGGUGUCAUCCAGCUUGCCAUGGUGCUGAAAGAUCAAGCCAUUGGAUCAAUGACCUGGGAUGCAUGGAAGGCAGCCACUGAGCCCAAAGUCACCGGCACGUGGAACCUACACCACGCAAUACCUGACGUUGAUUUCUUCGUCAUGUUCUCUUCGAUAAGCGGCUUGAUGGGUCAAAUUGGCCAGGCAAAUUACGCAGCAGCAAACGCCUUCCUCGACGCUUUCACGCAGUAUCGCCACAGUCUUGGGCUUCCCGCUUCCGUCAUCGACUUGGGUGUCAUGGAGGACGUUGGGUUCGUCGCCUCGACCGAAAACUUGCUCGAUUACUUCAAAUCACAGUCAACCACCACAUUGACUGAGAAGGAUAUCUUCGAUAUCGUGAGGCUUGCCAUCUCCCGCUCAAGCCCUGCUUUGACUUGGAAGGGCGAUGGCUUCUCGAACCAGGGCCAGUUUGCUCCAGGCGUCCGCGCUACUCUCUCAAUGUACGACCCCAACAAUCGCGUGAUCUGGAAGUACGAUCGCCGUUUCGCCAUCUCACGAACGCUUGAUGUGGAGAAUAGUUCCGUGUCCUCUACAUCAUCCAAUCUGAAGGCCUACAUAUCCGGCCUGAGUUCUGCAUCCGAUGAAAGCGUUGAAUAUGUAGCCAAGGAAAUCGGCAAGACACUGUUCGGAUUCCUGAUGCGGGCUGUUGAUGACAUGGACAUUGAUGAGUCACUGAGCUCUAUUGGAUUGGAUAGUUUGGUAGGCAUUGAACUGAGGAAUUGGACCAAGCAGCAACUUGGGUAUGAGAUUAGUAUUCUUGAGCUGAUGCAGAGUACACUAAGGGACUUGGCAAAGGGCGCUGUAGAUUCUAUUCUUGCUAAGCAGAAGUAG
Molecule: messenger RNA, 7326 nt
Organism: Bipolaris oryzae ATCC 44560
Lineage: Eukaryota; Fungi; Ascomycota; Dothideomycetes; Pleosporales; Pleosporaceae
Exons: 12
Coding region: 1-7326 (2441 amino acids)
Biological process (GO): fatty acid biosynthetic process; secondary metabolite biosynthetic process
Molecular function (GO): phosphopantetheine binding; oxidoreductase activity; fatty acid synthase activity
Source: RefSeq, a predicted model, not a curated record